ACCAAAAAAGCCUUCCUUUGAUCAUCACCAUCAUCAUAAUCAAUCAAAACAACAACACACCACUUCUCCUUCUCGACUUGCAUGCUCUUCAUUUCUUCCUUCUCCAAAUUCUCCUCCCACCACUAACAAAACCAUUUUAGUGUCGUAUUCACCAUACGACAACAAUAUUAACACUAAUAACAAUGAGUACUACUUCGGAGACAACAGAGAGCAGCUCAAACUCCUCGACGUCGACCUCCACAUCCUCCUCCCCACAGUCCCCGUCCUCAGUCUGCCCAACUCCUCCGCCGCCGCCGCCGCCUCCGCCGCCGUCAGAUGAAGCCAACAAGAACAGCAAGAUCUGCAAGAGGAUGAGAUCGGAUUCGAGCAAGCACCCGGUUUACAGAGGAGUGAGAAUGAGGAAUUGGGGAAAAUGGGUCUCUGAAAUCCGCGAGCCCAAGAAGAAAUCCCGCAUUUGGCUCGGAACCUUCCCGACGCCGGAGAUGGCAGCGCGGGCCCACGACGUGGCGGCCCUCAGCAUCAAGGGAAGCUCCGCGAUCCUCAACUUCCCGCACCUCGCCGGCUCGCUCCCCCGACCGGCUUCGCUCGCGCCGCGCGACGUCCAAGCCGCCGCCGCCAAAGCCGCUCAGAUGCACAAGCUUGAUGGCUCUCAGACGGCGGCUACAGCCGUCACGACGACCUCGUCUUCGUCUGCAUUGCUGUCAGCUUCUUCGUCGGCUACGACGACGUCGUUUGUGCUGUCGGAGGAGCUGAGCGAGAUCGUUGAGUUGCCGAGUCUGGGGACGAGUUACGAGUCGGCCGAGUUGGGGACUGAGUUCGUGUUUGUUGACUCGGAAGAUGGGUGGGUUUACCCGCCGCCGUGGCUGCAGAGCGUUCGUGAUCAUGAGCUAAUCUCCACUGGGUUUGAGGGUUUGUUAUGGAGUGAUUAUUGAUAUUUUUAACCCAAAAAAAGGGAGGAAAAAAAAAGGUUUGUAAAUGCG
Messenger RNA from Morus notabilis, 980 nucleotides. RefSeq names its product ethylene-responsive transcription factor TINY. Gene Ontology annotation, biological process: regulation of DNA-templated transcription. The record is from RefSeq and is a predicted model, not a curated record. Gene Ontology annotation, molecular function: DNA binding; DNA-binding transcription factor activity. The coding region runs from base 183 to 932 and encodes 249 amino acids. The transcript has a single exon. NCBI's taxonomy places the organism in Eukaryota, Viridiplantae, Streptophyta, Magnoliopsida, Rosales, Moraceae.